Messenger RNA from Torulaspora delbrueckii, 801 nucleotides. Its product is annotated as RNA-binding protein. The record is from RefSeq and is a predicted model, not a curated record. NCBI's taxonomy places the organism in Eukaryota, Fungi, Ascomycota, Saccharomycetes, Saccharomycetales, Saccharomycetaceae. Gene Ontology annotation, molecular function: RNA binding. The transcript has a single exon. The coding region runs from base 1 to 801 and encodes 266 amino acids.
AUGUCAAUUGAAGAGACGAAACCUGUUGAAACUACAACUGAAACAACGUUCGUAGACCCAGAAACCACUGUGUUUGUUGGCAAUGUGUCAAAAGAAUGUACAGAGGAUGAUUUGAAGGACAUUUUUGCCGGAGAAUUCGGAUCUGUAGAAGUGGAAAUCCCUUCGGGAAGGACUAGAGAUGGACGUUCAUUCUAUAACAGGUAUGCAUUUGUGAAGUUUCCUCAAAAGAUCGAUGUGGAAGCCAUUAAAGAAAAGUACGACAAGCAAGUGGUAAAAGAGCGUGGUAUUUAUAUUAGAAAGGCACUCACUCAGGAAGAAAGGGACGCUGAGAGACAGGAAAGAAUUCGUAGCAGACGUGGAGGACGUGGUGGAGCCAAAUUUGCCAACAACCGUGGAGCUGCAGUUCCAGCUCCUCCAAGAAAGGAUAAAACCCCACUGGAAGAGAUGGAAAGAUCGAAAGAUACAAUUUACGUGAAUAACAUCCCAUACUAUGCCACAAAGGAGCAAUUAGCCGAGUUUUUCGGUACCCAACCGGAGCUUGUAGUGUUACCAAUGAGAAGAAUGCGUGAUACCAACACCAAGAGGGUCUUCUUUAGCAAGAAGAUGAACCGAGGCAUCGCAUUCAUCACCUUCGCUAACUUUGAGAAUGGUGAUGACAUCAACAAGAAAGUGGAAAGCUUCCAGGGAAAGACUCUGCAGGAAAGACCGAUCGUAGUAGACGUCGCUGCUGUGAGACCUCCUCGUGAAGAGCGCGAACAACCAGAACAUGAUGAGACAGCUCAAGAGCCUGCACAGGAGUAA